AUGAGUGGUUCAAUUUCGUUGAUUGUACUUGCGGUAGUGGCUCUGGCCGGUCAAGUGUUGAGUCGGCAUGACGCAACCUUCAAAAGCUUCGGAUCAACGAGUGGAGAGUGCAGCCGAUAUCUGAACAACGAUGGUAACGGAGAGUGCAACAUCCACUGCGUGGGAGUGAUUGGUCACGCCUGGAACGAAACCUUGGCCAAGUUCACUCAGAACUACGCUGGAUACUUUGUCCCGGAUCCACAGGAUGACUGCUACCAGAAUCGUACGGAGCGUUGUUUGUUGCAAGUCGACAACGCGAUUCCAGUCUAUGACAAGUGCACCAGAGCUUCAAAGCUCGGACAGUGUUAUGCUGAUCAAUACGGACAACUGAAUGCUAUCCAGCCUCAGUACGUGCCAAUGACGGAUCUUCAGUAUACUCGGGUUUUCCUGCAAUGCGCUGCCAUACUGGGACUCUCAAACAAUGACCUCAACGCCAUGGUCCAACAAGGAGCUUACAACACUCCCGCUGGUGCCUGUCUUCUGCGAUGCACGUUGAUUCGUAUGGGACUGUACACUGACGAUGCUGGAAUCGAUGUGGCCCUGGCAACCCGACAGUGUGGUCUAUACAACGUGACCUCCGAUAUUGCCCAGUGCCAAGCCAAGGUGCAAGCCGAAGAGUGUGACAAGUGUAAGCGGACGACGCGCAUUGCUAAGGAAUGUCUUAACAUGCACUACAAUGUUCGAAAUGUUGGAGAUAGCUACGGAUUGGAACUGUAUGGAGAUGAUGUCUGUUAUUCUUCCUGUUCAUUCUUCUACUGCUAUUACUAUGCAUGCCCUUAUCUUAGCUACUACAAUACCAACUAUGCAGGAUCUUCGUCUUAUUCUGGUAGCUCUAACAGCCUUACUUUCGCUGGAUAG
Aedes aegypti (yellow fever mosquito) is the source of this 897-nucleotide messenger RNA. RefSeq names its product general odorant-binding protein 45-like. The coding region runs from base 1 to 897 and encodes 298 amino acids. Gene Ontology annotation, biological process: sensory perception of smell. Gene Ontology annotation, molecular function: odorant binding. Lineage: Eukaryota; Metazoa; Arthropoda; Insecta; Diptera; Culicidae. The transcript has a single exon. The record is from RefSeq and is a predicted model, not a curated record.